Messenger RNA from Papilio machaon (common yellow swallowtail), 636 nucleotides. Its product is annotated as phorbol ester/diacylglycerol-binding protein unc-13-like. Bases 1 to 636 code for a protein of 211 amino acids. The record is from RefSeq and is a predicted model, not a curated record. Gene Ontology annotation, molecular function: syntaxin-1 binding; calmodulin binding; diacylglycerol binding. Gene Ontology annotation, cellular component: plasma membrane. NCBI's taxonomy places the organism in Eukaryota, Metazoa, Arthropoda, Insecta, Lepidoptera, Papilionidae. The transcript is spliced from 8 exons. Gene Ontology annotation, biological process: chemical synaptic transmission.
AUGUCGAUUAAAAAAGCGCGAUAUGUUGGUAUACAAGCUACACAAUUCAACACGUACGUGACACUUAAGCUGCAAAAUGUUAAGUCUACGACGGUGACAGUAAAGGGUCCGACGCCAUGUUGGGAACAAGACUUUCUAUUUGAGAUCAAUGACAUCAACCUGGGUUUGCUCGUGGAGGUGUGGAACAAGGGCGUCAUAUGGGACCGGGCGCUCGGGUACCACUACCUACCACUCACAUCGGUGGCUUAUAAUGAGGAAUGCGGUGGUCGUUGGAUUGAGCUGGAGGCACAGCUGAUGAUGCGGGGCGGCGCGGUAGUGGGCACCACAGGGCCCACGGGCCACGCCCUCCUGCUGGACUGUAGAUUUGAACUGCCAUUUGACGCGGAAGGCACGGCCGGGGCUGACCUCCAGAGAAAAUUGGAUAUGCUGAACGGUGCCCUCGACGCCGAGCGGGCGGAGCAAGCGCGCAGGCAGUUGCAAUACGUCGCUCAUUCGGGCUAUUCGGAAGACUCCGACUAUACGUCGGACCUCAACUACCCGGUGGGCCAACAUGCCAACUGCAGCGCUUCUCAGUUCAGGAGUGCAGCGCAUCAGAUACAUACGCCACAGAUACAGUACUUAGUGCUGAAUCUCUGA